Messenger RNA from Thermothelomyces thermophilus ATCC 42464, 1254 nucleotides. RefSeq lists its product as uncharacterized. Gene Ontology annotation, biological process: proteolysis. The coding region runs from base 1 to 1254 and encodes 417 amino acids. The transcript is spliced from 2 exons. Gene Ontology annotation, molecular function: aspartic-type endopeptidase activity. Lineage: Eukaryota; Fungi; Ascomycota; Sordariomycetes; Sordariales; Chaetomiaceae. The record is from RefSeq and is a predicted model, not a curated record.
AUGCAUCUCACCCCAGCUCUCGUUGCUGCCACCUGCGCAGUCGAAGUUUGUGCCGGUGUCUUGCCCCGAUCUUCCAGUACCCCGACGACAUUUGGGUCGGGCACCCUGUCCUUGAAGCAGGUGCGCAACCCAAACUUCGUCCGAAAUGGGCCGGUCCAGCUCGCCCGAAUCUACCACAAGUACGGCGUUCCUCUGCCGCAUGAUCUCAGAGAAGCAGUGGCCCGCUUCCGAGCCGAGAUACGCAAGCGAUCGAACGGCAGCACCGAGACGAAUCCCGAGACAAACGAUGUCGAGUACCUGACACCGGUUUCCAUCGGCACUCCUCCGCAAGUUCUCAACCUCGAUUUCGACACGGGAUCCAGUGACCUCUGGGUGUUUAGCUCAGAGACCAGGUCCAGCGAUGUGCAGGGGCAGACCAUAUACGACCCGAACGAGAGUUCCACGGCCCAGAAGCUGCAGGGCUACUCAUGGCAGAUCUCCUACGGAGACGGCAGCUCCUCGAGUGGCGAUGUGUACACCGAUGCAGUCACCGUCGGUGGGUUGACAGUUCCGUCCCAGGCCGUCGAGGUUGCGAGGAGGGUAUCAGAUGAGUUCACUUCGGACCCCAAUAACGACGGCCUCCUUGGCCUUGGCUUCAGUUCCAUCAAUACUGUCCAGCCCGUGCCACAAAAGACGUUCUUCGAUAAUGCUAAGGCCGACCUCGACGCCCCUAUCUUUACAGCUGACCUCAAAGCCAGUGCUCCCGGGUUCUUCAACUUUGGUUACAUUGACCACGGUGCCUACACCGGCGAAAUCACAUACAUGCCCGUAGACAGCAGCGACGGGUUCUGGGCGUGGACGUCGCCGGGAUACGCGGUUGGUUCCGGAAGCUUCAAGAGGACCACGAUUCAAGGCAUUGCGGAUACGGGUACGUCCCUGUUCCUUCUGCCCAGUUCUGUGGUCUCGGCCUACUACGGCCAAAUCAGCGGCGCAAAGUACGACAGCAUUCAAGGUGGCUACACCCUGCCCUGCAGCGGGUCAGUCCCAGACUUCGCCUUCGGGAUCGGCGACAGCAACACCACGAUUAGCGUGCCCGGCGAUUACGUGAGAUACGCGGCAACCGACUCGAGCGGCAUUAUAUGUUUUGGUGGGAUCCAGGCGAAUACGGGGAUCGGGUUCUCCAUAUUUGGAGACGUUGCUCUCAAGGCUGCCUUUGUCGUCUUUGACGGCGCCAAGCAGCAGCUGGGUUGGGCCUCCAAGCCCUUGCCGUCCUAA